UCGUUGGAUUGUUUUGAGCGUAGGAUAGACAUGUAUGAAUGACUUUGGGGGGAUAUAUAUACGAGUAGCCUCAUAUGGGCCAGUCCUCCUUCUGCAGUUCUCUUUAUUCGUAUAUCUUUUGGAGGCGUUGGAUGGCAGCCACCCUUCAGGAGGCGACGACACCCACCCUUCAGGAGGCUACGACACCCACCCUUCAGGAGGCGACGACAGCCACCCUUCAGGAGGCGACGACAGCCACCCUUCAGGAGGCGACGACGGCCACCCUUCAGGAGGCUACGACAGCCACCCUUCAGGAGGCGACGACAACCAACCUUCAGGAGGCGACGACAACCAACCUUCAGGAGGCGACGACAACCAACCUUCAGGAGGCGACGACAGCCACCCUUCAGGAGGCGACGACACCCACCCUUCAGGAGGCUACGACACCCAACCUCCAGGAGGCGACGACACCCAACCUCCAGGAGGCGACGACACCCACCCUUCAGAGGGACCCUUCAGGACCUUUCAGGACCCUUCAGAGGGACCCUUCAGGACGACCCUUCAGAGGGACCCUUCAGAGGGACCCUUCAGAGGGAGCCCGGCCUGACCCCUGGCGGCCGGCCCCUGAACUGUAUGGGGGUUUGUUUUGGCGGGCUGGAGCAGCUGAUCCUGGGAGGCGAGUGGCGCCGGGCUCCCUCUCUCUCUCUCUCACGCAGCUGUGUGUAUAUUGUUAUAUUGUGUUGUGCAGCUGGUGUGUGAGUGCUUGUGGCUUGUCAGAAGGAUUAACAACAAACAUGUCUCUUGUAGCUGAUGUUGUAGCAUCAAUUAGGAGUAGAGGUGGUAGAGAUAAGUCAGCCAAGCUUGGAGUGGAAGGACAAUUGGAGGAGCUUGUGAAGCGAGCAGAAGAGGCACGCGUUGGUGUGUUCCAAGCAUUAGGAUCACGGUACUCCAAGCUGACAACUGCUCUGCACGAUACAACACAACUCCAUGAACGGGUUGGUUCUGCUCUUGAAGAGAUUUCAAACCUCCAUAACACUAUAGAAGAAGAGUUAGUGAAUGGCGUGAAAGGUAGCGUUGGCGAGUUUGGAGCAUUGGUUCGGCGGUGGCGAGAAGUUCAGGUGGGACUUGAAGCUGCUGGUACUAUCCUAAAUAUUCAUACACUUUUUGAUGAAGCUCACAAUGCACAACUCAAUUAUGGAUUCCUUACAACUGCCAAAAAUUUGGCUCAGGUGGAAUUAUUGUUGCGUGAGGCAUCAGAGAAGGAGGUGGAAGGGGAGCUAGAAAUAAUAGUGACUCUACAAGAAGAAUUACUCGUCCGAAGAACACAGCUGGCAUAUACUAUUGGAGAGAUUUGGUGUGAAACCAUUAAGUGGGACGACGAGCAUUUAAAUGAUGGGUCUCGGUCAGUGACACUCUUGAUUCACUCGACUGGUGACAAAUCAUCAGUGAAUGGCCUUGCAAAGUUGCAAAACAUGCUGGGAGCUUUCUACUUACUGGGUGAACUGCAACGAAGAAUUACAGGACUUGGCAAGAAUCUCAUGAAACAUUUCUUUGCACCGAUCAUCAAUUAUGGUGCUGAAGUGAAAGUAGCAGAGCGCAGUGAUGGGUAUACACUUCGAGUUACCCAACCAAGUGGCCCUGUCAAGAAACCUCCAGCAACUAUGGUGUUUUCGAACCUGCAGCAGGUGUUUCUAAUGCUACAUAGAACCUUACUCAUUACCAAGGUUGAGACAGAUGAGGAAAAUGGGGAGGAAGUGUCACUAAUGCAGCUGCUGGGUAAAGAGAUCGGUGAGGAGUUUACAGAAUUGCUGAUCAAGGAAUGCUUAGCAGAAGCAGUACCAUGUAAUAGAGCACAGUUGGAAGAAUUUGAAGUGGUAAAGCGGAUAACUGAAGACUUCCAAAAGUUUCUUUGUGAAAAAGGGUUUUAUGGAGCACAAGACAAGUCAAUAAUAGAAUAUGCUGCCAAUGUUGAUGUUGUCUUUAGCAACAAGGCGUGCGCGCACAUACUGGAGCGGGCACGAGAGCUCAUGAAGAGACCCAUACAUGAUACUGUAUGCAUUACUCCAAUAGAAACUAAUGACUCCCUUAUUAUACAGGAUGAGACUGGAAGAAAACUGGAGAAAAGCACGCUGAGACUGGAGAAGCUGCUUGCAGCAAAGACCUUCAAUCUACCCAAGUGUCAAAUUAGUGCAUCCAUUUGUGAGCUGAUAGAACUAAUAUAUGAAACAAUGGAAGAAGCUUGCAACAGUUCACCCCAGUAUGCCGGAAGACUGUUCUAUACUGUGCGCAACAUCCUGACACUCUACUGCCAUGUUGUGCCCACAGCCCACGCGCACACACUUGCAACACUCCCACUACAAGCUGCGGUUGUCCACAACAACAGCAUGUAUCUGGCUCAUCACUCGCUCCUCCUGGGCCACCAGUACAAGAACCGACUGCCAGUGGCACUCCGAGACAACACAAUUAUCACGGUUGACCUGUCACAACAGCUUCGAAAGAUGGCUACCACCACAUUCUUGAAGGCUAUGCAGGGACACAGAGUAGCUCUUAUUGAUUCACUCAGAGAUUCUGCUGGAUUUGAGAAUAUUGGGUGCAACACUAGUGGAGUGAACAAGGCACAGCAGGGAAUGCGACAGGUCCUUCACCAGCUGCAGUUGCUUCACAGGGUCUGGCAGAAUGUUCUUCCCCAUGAUGUGUAUACUAAAGCCAUCGGCACAUUGGUGGGGUCUGUGGUGGAGGAAGUGGUGGUGCGAGUAGUGGGUUUGGAGGACAUAUCGGCUGAUGCUGCUCUUGCUCUCAUUACUCUGCUCAAUCUGUUGAAAGAUAAUAUACCACCUCUCUUCCAGGUGGAGGGUGAUGCAAGAACCAGUCCAGGAGAUGUAAUUCGACGAGUGCGGUUGUGGGGGAAAUUCUGCGAGCUAAUAGUCAUUUUAGGAGCUAGUCUGCGGGAUAUUUUAGAUCGUUGGGCUGAUGGUAAAGGUCCAUUGGCACAAGAGUUCACUCCAGACGAAGCCAAGCAGCUGAUCAGGGCUCUGUUUCAAAACACAGAUCGCAGAGCUCAGGUUCUCGCUCGUAUAAAAUGAUUAUCACAUAUUCUCUAAAUAUGGAUUCCACAUUUUGUAAGUUCUUUCUUUAAUAAUAAAUAUUUUCACAUUU
Molecule: messenger RNA, 3135 nt
Organism: Procambarus clarkii (red swamp crayfish)
Lineage: Eukaryota; Metazoa; Arthropoda; Malacostraca; Decapoda; Cambaridae
Source: RefSeq, a predicted model, not a curated record